AUGGGGGGAGUUCCCCCCGGCCCUCCCCCCAGACCCAUGGGUUCCGCGCCCCCAUCCAUGCACCCUCCCCCCGGCCCUCCCCCCGCCCACCUCCUCCGUCCCCCCCACCCUUCCCCCGCCCCUGGCGCUCCCCCAGGCGCCCUAGCCCCCCCCGCCCACCUUCCCCCAGGCAUGCGCCCUCCCCCUGGCCCUCCCCCUGGCCGUCCGCCUGUGGGCAUGGGGGGAGUUUCGGGGGGAGGCAUCCCCCCUCCGCCUCCCCCUGGGAUGAGACCUCCCCCAGGCCCCCCCCCAGCAGCAGCGCUAGCAGGUGUGGGUGGGGGGAUGGGAGGAGGAGACGGGGGAGGAGCGGAAGCAGGAGCGGCAGGGGGAGGGGGAGGAGGAGGAGCAGGGGGAGCAGGGGGAGCAGGGGGAGUAGGGGGAGCAGGGGUAGGGGGAGGAGGGGGAGGGGCGGAGGGUAAGCCUACUCCAGCGUAUGUGAAGGUGGCAGCACCGAUGGUGGUGAAACGACCGCUGGCCCAGCACACACCCGAGCUCACAGCCAUGGUGAGAGCACCUUCAUGCUAG
Molecule: messenger RNA, 564 nt
Organism: Closterium sp. Yama58-4
Lineage: Eukaryota; Viridiplantae; Streptophyta; Zygnematophyceae; Desmidiales; Closteriaceae
Source: the annotation of a GenBank genome assembly